Messenger RNA from Aegilops tauschii subsp. strangulata, 612 nucleotides. Its product is annotated as flowering-promoting factor 1-like protein 4. Lineage: Eukaryota; Viridiplantae; Streptophyta; Magnoliopsida; Poales; Poaceae. The record is from RefSeq and is a predicted model, not a curated record. Gene Ontology annotation, biological process: regulation of flower development.
UCCCCUUUGCACCAUCGAUCACCACUGCCGAUCGCUGGCUCGCUAGUCAAGUGAAGUUGGAAUAGCUAGGUAGCUAGCUAGCAAGCAUGAGUGGCGUGUGGGUGUUUGAGGGCGGGAUGGUGAGGCGGGCGGACAGCGAGGCGCCGGGCACGGGCGGGGCGGCGCGGCCGGGCAAGGUGCUGGUGCAUGUGCCGAGCGGCGAGGUGGUGACCUCGUACGAGGUUCUGGAGCGGCGGCUGCGGGAGCUGGGGUGGGAGCGCUACCUCAACGACCCCUGCCUCCUCCAGUUCCACCAGCGCUCCACGGUGCACCUCAUCUCCGUCCCGCGCGACUUCGCCCGCCUCAAGCUCGUCCACAUGCACGACGUCGUCGUCAAGACCCGCAACGUCUUCCAGGUCCGCGACGCCUGAGAGUAGCUUCAGCUGGCAUGCAUGCUUUGUGUAAUCUACCACCGUACCGUAUGUUCGUGUUGCAUGUGUUCGAUCGAAUUGCGAGGGAGUAUAUGUAAUAGCGCGUGCGUGUGGCUUGCCGUUCUGCAUGGGUGUAUAUCUCAAUAAGGCUCCGUCAACAGGGGACUCCGGCCUACUCGUUUGAGACUUUGGGUUGUUUGAA